Messenger RNA from Spea bombifrons (plains spadefoot toad), 831 nucleotides. It is a transcript of the gene GLO1, whose product is annotated as glyoxalase I. The record is from RefSeq and is a predicted model, not a curated record. Lineage: Eukaryota; Metazoa; Chordata; Amphibia; Anura; Pelobatidae. Gene Ontology annotation, molecular function: lactoylglutathione lyase activity; metal ion binding. The transcript has 6 exons. Bases 60 to 614 code for a protein of 184 amino acids.
CUAGCCGGUGACGUCACGACAGACUGGUUGCGCUGUCACUGCGUGUCAGGGGAGCAGACAUGGCGGAGAAACCGGUGACCGAGCUGGUCGGCCUGACCGACGAGGCGGCCUACAGCGCCUGCAGCGACCCGGAUCCCACCACCAAGGACUUCAUGCUGCAGCAGACGAUGCUCCGGAUAAAAGAUCCCAAGAAAUCACUGGAGUUUUAUACCAAAGUCCUCGGAAUGACUCUCCUGCAGAAAUUUGAUUUCCCCUCCAUGAAAUUCUCUUUAUACUUCAUGGGCUUUGAGGAUAAGAAGGAUAUCCCCUCCGACGUGAAGGAGAGGACGGCGUGGACGUUCUCCCGCAAAGCGACUCUGGAGCUCACGCACAACUGGGGAACUGAGAAUGAUGAGAAGCCGUACCACAACGGCAACUCGGACCCCCGCGGGUACGGUCACAUCGGCAUCGCGGUCCCGGACGUGUACGCGGCGUGUAAGAGGUUCGAGGAACUGGGAGUGACGUUUGUAAAGAAGCCGGAUGACGGGAAGAUGAAAGGCUUGGCGUUCGUUCAGGAUCCCGACGGCUACUGGAUUGAGAUUCUGAGCCCAAACAACAUGCUUUCUAUCAUUUAAUUGCAAGCUCCGGGCCGGGCCUGACCGAGGGCAUCGUCCUGCAGGGAACGUCGUUGGUCAACCGGGGGAUUAUUUGGGAGAUUUUCAAGAAGAGCGAAGAGAUUAUUCAUUUGAACGAAGCCCAUAAUCUGUGCGAAUUUGGUGAAACGAGCGACGUUUGUUUUCUGUUUAAUGAGAAAAAUCAGCGCAGGAAUAAAAAAACGGUUUUUGGCUUCUC